AUGAAGCUCUCUUUCAUCUCCGUCCUUGCCGCCGGCGUUGCCAUUGCUGCGCCCACUCCUCCGGACAAUGCGAUUGAGGAUUACGUGAUUUCUGUGAAUAAACGCGGCGACGCCAUCGAGGAUUACGCCAUCCCCGUCAACAAGCGCGGAGACGCCAUCGAGGAUUAUGCCAUUCCUGUCAAUAAACGCGACGACGCCAUCGAGGACUACGUCAUUAGUGUUGACAAACGCGACGACUACGCCAUCCCCGUCAACAAGCGUAGUGAUGAGAUUGAGGAUUACGCCAUUCCUGUCAACAAACGCGGGGAUGCUGUCGAGGACUACGUCAUUAGUGUCAACUAG
This is a messenger RNA of Beauveria bassiana ARSEF 2860, 342 nucleotides long. RefSeq lists its product as uncharacterized. The coding region runs from base 1 to 342 and encodes 113 amino acids. The record is from RefSeq and is a predicted model, not a curated record. Lineage: Eukaryota; Fungi; Ascomycota; Sordariomycetes; Hypocreales; Cordycipitaceae. The transcript is spliced from 3 exons.